Messenger RNA from Patella vulgata (common limpet), 4839 nucleotides. Its product is annotated as von Willebrand factor D and EGF domain-containing protein-like. The record is from RefSeq and is a predicted model, not a curated record. The transcript is spliced from 20 exons. NCBI's taxonomy places the organism in Eukaryota, Metazoa, Mollusca, Gastropoda, Patellidae. Bases 13 to 3159 code for a protein of 1048 amino acids.
UGCGGAGCUUAAAUGCUCGUAUUUCAUUUAGUGAACACGACAGAUAAGGACAUGGAUACAUUCUUUAAGAUGUUGCUAUAUUUUAUAGGUUUAACAACAUUAUGGACAAAGACAAACUGUUCUACUACAGAAAAACCAGAUCCGUGCAUCACUGCCUCGCCGUUUCCUCAUGUCCAGAAUAGAUCAACUACGUACAAUAAAACCUUUAAUAUUAAUGAUAGAUUCAUAACUCCUGGUUGGUAUGGAACGCGGGGUUUAUCAAUACCCCACACACCUCCCGAAUACAAGCAUUGUGGUACAAAAUAUCCCAUAUAUCUAAAAGAUAGACCAUUGCAUAAUACUACACAGAUACAGACUAUUGGUACCUACAUUCGCCGUUCAGCAGACGUGUAUAACGUUACGGGUCCGGGCAUCAAUGUGAAAGUAUGUUCUCCAUUUUUAUUGGUAUUUAAAUUGGUUCGUACAGGAGUCGAACAGACCGGAUAUUGCAUUGGCACCCUAGAAGGCGGUGAUAUACCUGAUUUUAAAACCGCACCUACUGUCACCUAUGAUCAAGAUGUGGUGGCAUCUGAGGCACAAUUCCGGUUCUCCUGCAACUUCCCCGAACCUACAAACGACGUAUUAUUUUAUCAAGCACACUGGUACGUGAACAACCGAUUUAUAUACAGUUCACCUUUAGCUGCUUAUGCUGAUCCGGCCAACGAACGAGUUCUGACAGAAGCUAAACUACGGGAACAGCGUGUGGUCACGGUUGGCUUUGAUAUUUAUUGUGAAAUUAGAGCAGGCAGAGGCGUCAACGGACCGGCAGGAAUUCCAUCUACGAGUAAACCAAUAUUUAUUGGAAUAGAGGUUUUGACGCCCACGAUUACCGUUACAGAGGGUAAAUCUGGCGAGAUCCGUAUAAAAGCUACAGCAAAGAUAGGAUGUCCUGAUAGUGAUUGCACAUAUGGUGUCAUAGCGAAUAUACCAAUAGGGACUGAUACCUGCUCUCCAACAGUUCGUUCAGAUACGGCUUGUGGGGUGAAAAUUAAUCCUGACAAAUGGGAACAGAUUUACAGUAUCAAGGUUACUGGUUCAAUUACUGAAGGUGAAUAUCGGCAACAGACCAAUGUUAUGAAAAUCACACUUCGUUCCCCAGUUCAGUACUUUGGACACCCAAUAUGGGGAAAUUAUACUUUAGCUCCGGUUACGGUGAAUGUAAUAAAAGACACGAAGGCUAUAGAAGGGAGGAAAUGCGUUGUAUCUGGUGAUCCGCAUGUUGUAACUUUCGGUAACAGACAUGUGGAACUCCAAAUUCCUGGAACAUUUACCAUGUAUCGGAAUGAUGACUAUAAUAAUAUAGAGGUUCAAGUAAGAAGCCACGCGUGUACAGGCGGUAGGUUUGAGGAUUACUUCUGUGCUUGUGGUAUAGUCGUUCGAGUUGGACAGACAGUUUUUAUGAUUAAUCAUUGCUCGAUUGAUUAUUGGGUUAUUGAUUAUAUUCUGUGUAAUGAUGGUGGUGAUAUUCUUGACGUCAAAAAAUUAAAUUCUGGUGGUUACAAGAUUAUGUUACCAACGGGAGCAUAUCUUGAGAUAAAGUUUUGGUAUACAGCGCUGAAUAUAUUUAUGUAUCCGUCCGUGAUAGAUGUCGGUGUGAGUAGAGGGCUGUGUGGUAGUUUAUCUGGGUUGGAUUACAGUCAACAAAAUGAAUUAGUAUUAAGAAGUGGAAGUACAACCACUGACGAUACAUCUUUCUUGAAUUCCUGGAAGACUCCUGUUGUUGAAGAUAUGUUUGAUCCAGACAACUUGGGUAGGCUCAAUGCUUGGUCUCGUAAUUAUACCACAUGUAAAUGCAAUGAGGUGCGUGAUGGUGUCGUCAAAAAUGAAAUCGAUUGUUCACCAUACAACGAACCAGUUAUUUGUAAUGAGGAUGUAGAAUUUAGAACAGUUCACAAGAAACGCUGCAUUUCACCAUCCCGCAAGAAGAGAUCGAUACCCACAAUAAGAAAUCGGCCCGAGAAUCAUAGACGAAUUAAAAGGGAUGUAAGCUGGAAGAAUGGGUGGACCAAUGAGUCUGCUACGGAAUAUUGCGAGAAUCUCUUUAAAUCUUCAAAUAUGGUUAAUCUGUGUAAAGAGGUACCUGGCGUCGAUGUUUCAUUUCCCAUGGCAAAUUGUGUUCUUGAUAUUCAGCUAAGUGGAACAACCAAUUUUUCGUUGACUGCUAUCAAUUCUAUAAGAAGUCAGUGUUUACGUGAGGCUAGUAUGAAUGUUACUCUUCGGCAGGAAACUAGUCCAGAUAAACCUUCAGUGUUAAAAAUGGUGAAAGCUGUAGCUUGUCCAGCAGAGUGUUCAGAUAGAGGUGUCUGUGUUAAUGGUACCUGUGAUUGUAAUGAUGGUUAUUCAGGACCAGAUUGUUCUGUUGAUCUAACUCAACCACCUCUGGCCGAUAGUCUAGAAGCGAACGGGUAUUGUGAUCGCAAAGAUGGCAGUUGUGAAGAGAUUGCCAUAUUUGGUGGACCUUUUGUAGAAUCUGACAAAUUCAAAUGCCGACUGAUGCCGCUCGAGUCAAACGCAGAAGCAGAGAUAACAAAUGCUCCAGUUGUUGAAAGUAUUGGUGAAGUGACGUGUCCACUACCUGUUAAUAGACAAAAACGAUCAACAACCGUUCCCGUUGUAGACACAACAGUACCAAGCUACAGGGUAGCUGUGUCCAAUGAUGGACAACUCUUCAGUCGACAGUUAACAGUGGUUGUCAUGGAUUCCAAUUGCAUGGACUGUACAAUUGAUGGCGAGACCGUGACAUGUAGAAUGUUUGACGAUUAUUGUUAUACGGAUGAACGCUGUUAUAAAACUGGUGAAAAGUAUAUAUAUAAUGAAGACUAUCAAUGUACCAACGGACAGUGGCAAACCAUAAAAUCAACACCAGAUGAUAAAGUGCCAGCCAUUGUUGGUGGAGUUGUGGGUACAGCUUUACUGAUCUGUAUUUUAAUUAUCAUUAUAUUAGUGAUAUACAGGAACAGUUGCAAACGAUCCAGGACUCCCACUGACCAAGUUAAUGAACAUACAUAUGAUUCAACUAUUGGAGGUGGACCUGUAGUUGUUUAUGAUACAUUAAAGACAACAGAACAAACUUGUUAUGAUAAUAUGGGGAACACCAACACCAUUGGUACUCGAAUAUAAGUUAUCGGAAUGCCUGUUCACUUUUUUAAAAAAGAAAGUGGUUUGGAGGUAGCUUGAGUGUUGUACUGGCAAUUUAAAUAUUAGGAGCUUAAACUAAAUGUUUUACCCAAAUGUUAUUAUAUUAUAUAUUAGUUGUGGGUAGCCAUGGCAACAUAACUUUACCUGGUGAUGUCCGUGUUCUAUUAUACUGUUAUAUUUUUCACCUUUUGUAAAUACAACUUCUUCAUCCAAAACAAUAUAUUAAUGUUUAUACGUACAUGUAGUCAGAUGUUCGACUCAUCUAUACCGAUGUGGUCUUAAUCCUAUAAGCAAUGCAGUUAAUUAGAAUUGUUUAAUUAAAGAUACAUUAUGGGAGAUUAGACAAAGAGCUGGCAGUUCUCACUAUAAUAGUUAAAAACUAGAUAAUGUAAAGGGAAUUUGCUGAAAAUGUCAGUCGAAUUGAUCCACUCUGAACUGAGAAUUUAGCGAUUGACUUUUUUCGGCCUAGUCUCGAUCAACAUUACUAAUGUCGGUACGACAAAAAAACAUAGUCUCGAUUAUCCAUUUCAAGAUUAAAUCAUGAAUGAAAGUUGAGCAGCAAAUCGGAUCCUAAUCCAAUAAAUAUCGCAGCCUAGCAAUGGCAUCGAGGGUUGAUUAUGGUCUGGAUAAUUUAAUUAAUGUCUAAUUAAUGAUUUAGAUAACCUUUCAGGCCUAAAGAAAGACCUGCAAUAGGCAGAUUUAGCUCUUGCAUUAUGUAUGUUUAACAGGAUUAACCACUUUCAAGUAUAGUGUAUAGAUGUAGUAGGUAGCAACGCGGGAAGGUUGUUUAUGAGUUUUUUAUAGUUUUUACUUGUCAACGUGGGAUAUAUAAAUCCAAGAAACAUAUCUACUAGCCAUAAACUUAUUAGAGCCUUACCAGUUGUUCCUACUAUUAGGUCUAUAUUAUACUGUAUAUGAUUUUUUAUAUUUAGUAUUUCAUUACAAGUUGCAGUUUCUACCUUCCGUAAAUAGUUCUUUAUUUUAUAGUUCAAACGUAAAUAGUUUCUAUAUUUCAUACUUUAAACGUAUAAUUAUUAUUUCAAUUAUUAUUUCAUUUCCAUUUAUAUUUGAUAUUUUAUAUUUCUUUGUUUUUCUUAUAUUGAAUGAUACAAACUUAUUAUAGCCUUACCAGUUGUUUCUACUUUUAGUUCCAGUGUCGUGUAGUAUAGAGACUGAUUAUUACACAGCUAUCGUCCUUAUAUUAAUACCAAUUUGCCAUCUUGUAUUUUACUUAUUUAAUUACUUUCAAUUUGAAUGCUCCUAAUAAUUACAAGUUUAUAACCAGACUGUAUAGAUAGAGUUUAUAAUAAAAAAUUGUCCUUGUUUUAUCGCUGGAUUCUCUUUUUUUCGCUCAUGUAAUGAACAGGGUAACCUCAUUUAGGCGGGAAUGGAUGUAGUUUUACCCAAAACAAAUUGCAAAAGAAGCCAAAAACAAUAUGUACCUAUGACAUAUGACAUUUUCACCCCAAAUCAGUCUUGUUAUGUGAAUCAACUAGCAGGACAUCCGGUUAAUGUGAUACCACAUAUGUGGGGGUGGAGCACGGCGACCAAGCAUUGUUCGCCUGGGGCCCAUAUUCCCGAAAUUGUUCUUGACGGAAUUUGACCCAUUUUAUGUAAGGUUAAAAAAAGACUUAGAGCAAACGUUUCUAAGAGAAAAAUGUA